CCUCGGUCAAAGUUUGGAAGCCGUUUACACUGAACUGAUGUCGUUAAAUUUUCGCGAUUUUUGCGAGGCUUUGUCAUAUUGCGAACUUGUUUGACUUUGAAAGCACUGCUGGUCGACAAAAAUUAAGCUGCAAUAAUUUAAAGCGGCCGAGAGAGACAGCGGCAAUGGCGCGUUAGUAUGUAUGCCGAGAACAGAAGCGCAGCAGAAACUGCAUGAUGGAUUACGAUCCUGCCCUUGUUCAAGAUCAGGAGGUUCCUGACAGCAUCACACAAAAUAACGUGGAUACUUUCCGGUCGAAGCACGAAACCAAGAUCCAGUGGAUAUUUCGAAAGAAGUUCCUUCUGCAUUACGGCAGUCAGAAUCAGUAUACCCCGGAUCAGUUGGAAUGUUGGUCGAAGAUUCUAUCAAACGUGAAGUUCUACGGAUGCAGUUAUGACCCUAUCGUUUUGAACCAUGUGAAUGGUCUGUUGCAAGAUAUGGGGGAAGAUCCGGUGAUGCCUCAUCCUGUUUCCAACCAGUUGCCUCAAGUGUGACAGACUGUACCCAGCUUUGUUAUACAGAUGAUUUCUGGAUUGUUAAUUGUUCGACUUGUUUUUCUUUUUACACUAUUCGUAUUCCAGCAUUGUGCAAGUGUCAUACCGUAUUAAUAAGCUCCAGUUAUUUUGCCUCCUUACCAUCUCAGUUCCUGUUCGAAUGCCGAUAGUGGGCCCAAUAUACACCCAAUUUGUUUUAUUUUUUUAUAAAAAAAUAACUGCAAAAAUAGCUGGGCUGAAAGUAGUAUAAGGAAACCGAAAAACCAAUAAAACGACUGGACGAAGA
Messenger RNA from Paramacrobiotus metropolitanus, 819 nucleotides. RefSeq lists its product as uncharacterized. The record is from RefSeq and is a predicted model, not a curated record. Lineage: Eukaryota; Metazoa; Tardigrada; Eutardigrada; Parachela; Macrobiotidae. The coding region runs from base 213 to 533 and encodes 106 amino acids. The transcript is spliced from 2 exons.